UGUAGUGGAUGCUCGAAUAUCCCGUUCCGACGCCGCUCAACUCACGCAAUGGCUCCUCAGCGCCGAGCGGGCGCCAGGACUGCCGAGAGCGCUGGGGGUGGCGCGGGUCUUCGGGCGGAGGAACGCCGCCUCCUCCUCAGCAGUGGUAUGAAAGGUAAUGUCCAGAAAGACUCACGGCAGAAGUGGCUGAAAGUGGCAUUCCUUCUCUCGUCUGCCAUGCUGGGCUACCUCCUGAGUGGGAGCUAUUUGUUCAGUGAAGACGGCGUUACAGAAGUUUUGGCCCAUCAUGGUGAAAUCCUACCAGACCGAUUCAUUGAGAUACCCUGCUCAGAGGACUACGACAGCCACAAACGUUUUGAAGGCUGCACUCCUCGGAAGUGUGGAAGAGGAAUAACAGAUGCCAUAAUCAACAGGGAGGAAGCUGAGAGAAUCCGUAGAAUAGCAGAGAGGGGACUGUCCCUGGGAGGAUCAGAUGGAGGGGCUUCAAUUCUGGACUUGCACUCUGGAGCUCUUUCUUUGGGGAAGCAUUUUGUUAACAUGUACAGAUACUUUGGUGAUAAAAUUCAUGAUACCUUUACAGAAGAGGAUUUUCAGUUAUACCGUGAUGUGAGGCAGAGAAUUCAACAAAAAAUAGCUCUUGCUUUUGGGAUCAGUUCCUCUUCCAUGUAUUUGACAAAGCCAACAUUCUUCUCCAGGAUAAAUAACUCGGAAGCCAAGACAACCCAUGAUGAAUACUGGCACCCACAUAUUGAUAAGGUGACUUAUGGCUCCUUUGACUACACAUCACUGCUUUACCUCUCAGAGUACACAGAAGACUUUGGUGGUGGAAGGUUUGUCUUUAUGGAUGAAGGUGCAAAUAGGACCGUAGAACCUCGAGCAGGCCGGGUUUCCUUCUUCACAUCUGGCUCCGAGAACCUUCACCAUGUUGAAAAGGUCCACUGGGGCACCCGUUAUGCCAUCACCAUCUCCUUCACCUGCAAUCCUGACCAUGGAAUUGGGGAUCCUGUUUUAACAUAACAGGCGGCUAGAAGGAUCAGCCAGAGAAACCCUGUGCAGAAGGGGAAAAGAAAUGUUUUAUCUUCCCAUGUCAGUUCCACUACAUUGAUUCUUCUAAACUUUAUUCAGUGUGAAUGUGAGCUGUUUUCAUACACACAUCUCCCUCUUUAAGUGUUGCAAACAGUGCCUUAAGGACCAUCUUUCUAAGUCUUCUGGAGCAGUACGUUUGUUUUUGUAAGGUAAUAGUCAAAAACACUUUCAGUCCGCCCCCACCUCCAUCCCCUUGUACAUAAGGGUACUUCAGAAUUCAGAUACUGCAGAACAGGCCAGAUACAUUGUCAUUCCUCUACUGGUGGAGACCAAAAUCUAGUCAUUUCACAUAUUCCCUUCAGUUUUUGCUCCCAAAACCACUCUUUGGGGUGCCCCAUGAAAUAGUUUGUGGGCAGAGGGACACUCAGGAACAUGUGGAGGGACUUUAUCCUCAUCUUGCCAUGCAUUGUUCCCCAUCCCAUCGCCACUCCUUUCCACAGUAAUGUGCUCAUUUUGGAAAAUAAUUGGGGCAGCCAACUUUUAAUCUUGAGCACCUGAACACUAACACAAAUUAGAGUAUCAUAUUUUAAAGUGUGUACACAUAACCUCUGCCAAUAGGACUUUGUGGACAUUAACCAUGUAUCAGGUUUUAUUUUUUAUGUUAUUUUUUAAAAAACUUUUUUUGGGAAUAUAUUUCUCCUUGAAAACAAAGGGUGUUGUCCAGUGUUACUCCUAUGUAGAGUAGGCUCAUUGAAAUGAAUUAGAUCUAAGUUCAUCACAACUAACUUAGACCUAUUCAUUUCAAUGGGUCUACUCUAUGUAGGACUAACAAUGGAUACUAUCCAAAACAUGUGCUUUGACUACUGGAAUGGACUGUUUUUCUUGUACAAAACAGCUGUAUAUGAAUUAAUAGAGUGUUUCAUAUGGGUAGAAAAGAGUGUUCAGGAUGAAAUGAAACUACUGAAUGGGCUACUACUUAAUAGUGGGAUUGACAUCUGGUCAGUGUGAUUGCGAAAAAAAAGUUGUGUCUCUUUUCUGAGCUCAGUUUGUUUAAGAUCACACACACCUUAGAUUCUGUUUAUUCUGAUGAUUUCAGGAUCCAUUAAAGUUUGUUUGGAAUGAA
Molecule: messenger RNA, 2149 nt
Organism: Elgaria multicarinata webbii
Lineage: Eukaryota; Metazoa; Chordata; Lepidosauria; Squamata; Anguidae
Gene: OGFOD3
Product: 2-oxoglutarate and iron dependent oxygenase domain containing 3
Exons: 9
Coding region: 49-1017 (322 amino acids)
Cellular component (GO): membrane
Molecular function (GO): oxidoreductase activity, acting on paired donors, with incorporation or reduction of molecular oxygen; L-ascorbic acid binding; iron ion binding
Source: RefSeq, a predicted model, not a curated record